AUGGCAUUGACUUUGAAAGAAGGUAUAUUUUUUUCUCUUUCUCAUCAUAAUUUAGCUAUUUCUAACAUACGGGGACAUGGGUACAAUGGAGCUAGUAACAUGAGAGGUGAAUGGAAUGGCUUGCAAGAUUUAAUUUGUAAUGAAUGUCCAUAUGCAUAUUACAUCCAUUAUUUAGCCCAUUGCCUCCAACUUGCUUUAGUUGCUGCUUCUCGAGAAGUAACUCCAGUUCAUCAUUUUUUCUCUAACUUGGUUUUCAUUAUCAAUAUUGCUAGUGCAUCUUGCAAGCGUAAUGAUGAACUCAAGGAGCCUCAAGUUGUUAAACCUGCUACUAAGACUGCUAAUGACGAAAUUGAAUCAGGGAGAGGGCUCAAUCAAAUUGGCACCUUAAAGCGAGCUGGAGAUACUCGCUGGGAGAAGUUCUAUGUUGAUGAUUUUUCAAAGCAGAAGUUGGUGGUACAUCUAAGAAUUGAGCUUCAACAUUUUGAGCUUGACAUUCCAAAUCAUCCUGAAUCGCAAAAUUUAUCUAGUAUUUAUGAAUUAUGUCAAGGCUUAGUGAAAACAAAAAAAGCCACUGUAUAUCCUCUUACUGACAGGUUACUUAGGCUUGUUCUUACUCUUCCUGUAUCAACAACAACUACAGAGCGAGCAUUUUCAAUCAUGAAAAUUAUCAAGACAAAGCUUAGAAACAAGAUGGAAGACAAUUUUUUGAGUGAUUGCUUAACAGUUUGUAUUGAGAAAGAAAUUGCUGCAAAAUUUAGUAGUGACUCCAUUAUUAUAGAUGAUUUUGCAUCUAUGAAGAAUCGUAGAGUGCAACUUACUUUUAAUAACAUAAAUUGA
Messenger RNA from Humulus lupulus (European hop), 837 nucleotides. RefSeq lists its product as uncharacterized. Gene Ontology annotation, molecular function: protein dimerization activity. Bases 1 to 837 code for a protein of 278 amino acids. The transcript is spliced from 2 exons. NCBI's taxonomy places the organism in Eukaryota, Viridiplantae, Streptophyta, Magnoliopsida, Rosales, Cannabaceae. The record is from RefSeq and is a predicted model, not a curated record.